CGUCCUUGGCCUCAUCACUAGAACUCACUCGGGGCCACCUGGCAACAUGAAGACAGGGGUGGCCGCCCUGGCUGCAGGCUUGGUGGGGGGCUUGGGGGUGCUCUGCUUCCUGCUGGCAUUCAGCACCGACUACUGGCUGCUGGCAAGCAACAAAUGCGUGGGUCUGAGGAAGGAGAGCUCCUCUAUGGUGGGCAUCAAGGAGCAGGCCAACAGCACAGAGGUAAUGGAAACCACAGACCACAGCCUGCGUGCACUCACUCUGCAUCAUGAGGGUUUCUUCUGGAGAUAUAACUUCCAGGCUGACCUUUCACUGCACACUGUGUGGGCUGUUCUGUUCACAAACCAGCCACAAUCCAAAACCUGUGUUCGUGGCUACCUCUUUCCCCUGCCUGUUGCUGUCGGACGUGUCCCCCAUCACAUUUAUGAUGCCACUGUAGUAUUCCGUGGCUUCUGGACUAUGCUUACAGUCCUCGCCAUUGUGGCUAGCAUAACCGGUGGGUUCCUGUUGGUGUGUGCAGUCCCCUUCAUCAGUCCCAAGCUCUACAAGGAGCAGGGCAAUGCUUGUCCCAGGGCCCACCUGGAAGCGCACUACGGCUGGAGCUCCAUGGCGGCAGCAGCUGGAAUCCCUUUGGUCCUUCACUCCGGCCUCCUUAUCUUCUGGAUAGGGAGGUGCCUCCAGAAGCGGACAUGAGGGGCCAGAGCACGAGGCCUCACACAGAGCUGAACCUGGGUGGAUGGCCCAGAGGGAAAAACCCAGCAUGAACUACCCAGUGUGAACAGCAGAGCAUGUACAGCCCAGCGUGAACAUCCCAAGAUGAACAGCCCAGCAUGAUCAGCCCAACGUGAACAGCCAAGCGUGCACAGCCCAGAAUGGGUGGCACCAACUGUGAGACACGCAUGCAAUAAAAUGGACAGCGAGAUGCAAAGGGAAACGUAAUGGUAACUAGUACAAGAACAUUAGUCUCAUACCAAAGAACAGCCUUAUAUAAUUAUUAGUCUCUGUUAACAUUUGUGAAUGCUAAAAUAAAUAUCUACAAACAGUAAAAGAUGCUACCACACCA
Messenger RNA from Electrophorus electricus (electric eel), 1061 nucleotides. The record is from RefSeq and is a predicted model, not a curated record. NCBI's taxonomy places the organism in Eukaryota, Metazoa, Chordata, Actinopteri, Gymnotiformes, Gymnotidae.